Ilex paraguariensis (yerba mate) is the source of this 351-nucleotide messenger RNA. Lineage: Eukaryota; Viridiplantae; Streptophyta; Magnoliopsida; Aquifoliales; Aquifoliaceae. The record is from the annotation of a GenBank genome assembly.
AUGAAAAUAUCUAAUAAAUCUUUCAACAGGAGAAGGGAUGCAGAAGCAAUUGGUUUGGCUGUAAAGGCUUUGAAGAAGGAAGCCAGGACCUGGUUCAAAAAGAAAGGGAGUGACUCAGAUGCUGGAGCUGAUGACGUUUCUGCAAAAGCUUCGGCUUGGUAUUAUGUAACUUAUCAUCCUAGUUAUUGGGGUCGCUACAAUGAGGGAAUGGAUCGGGUUCAUUUCCUUAGUUUUGCAUGGAUUGUUUAUGACAAGUUGAUCCAGACCAAGAAGGAUAAAUCAAGUCUCAGAAGGGCUCUCCAUAUGUCUUCGCUUGAACGGCAGUUCAAUUAUGGAUUGAGUCUGAGCUGA